Nematolebias whitei (Rio pearlfish) is the source of this 1431-nucleotide messenger RNA. RefSeq names its product gap junction protein alpha 10 b (gene gja10b). The record is from RefSeq and is a predicted model, not a curated record. Lineage: Eukaryota; Metazoa; Chordata; Actinopteri; Cyprinodontiformes; Rivulidae. The transcript has a single exon. The coding region runs from base 19 to 1431 and encodes 470 amino acids. Gene Ontology annotation, biological process: cell communication. Gene Ontology annotation, cellular component: connexin complex.
CAGCUGUCGUGAGACAAGAUGGGGGACUGGAACUUAUUAGGCAGCAUCUUGGAAGAAGUGCACAUUCAUUCCACCAUUGUGGGAAAGAUCUGGCUCACCAUCCUUUUCAUCUUCCGAAUGCUGGUGCUCGGCGUAGCAGCCGAAGAUGUGUGGGACGACGAGCAGAGCGAGUUUGUCUGCAACACGGAGCAGCCUGGCUGCAAGAACGUCUGCUAUGACCAGGCAUUUCCAGUCUCCCUCAUCCGUUACUGGGUCUUACAGAUCAUUUUUGUGUCCUCGCCUUCACUCGUCUACAUGGGCCACGCUUUGUACCGUCUGAGGACCCUGGAGAAAGAAAGACACAAGAAGAAAGCCUGUCUGAAGGUCGAGCUGGAGGGAGCAGACCCCGACCAGGAGGACCAUAAAAGAAUCGAGCGUGAACUCAGGAAACUGGAUGAACAGAAGAGAGUCAGGAAAGCUCCGCUUCGAGGUUCUUUGCUGCGCACGUAUGUUUUCCAUAUCUUGACCCGGUCCGUGGUGGAGGUGGGCUUCAUCGUAGGUCAGUGCGCUCUUUAUGGUUUGGGUCUAUCUCCUCUGUACAAAUGUGAAAGGUCACCCUGCCCGAACAGUGUGGACUGUUUCGUGUCGAGACCAACGGAGAAGAACAUUUUUAUGGUUUUUAUGCUGGUCAUUGCCGGAGUCUCUUUGUUCCUUAACCUCUUGGAAAUCUUUCAUCUGGGCGUGAAGAAGAUCAAGCAGAGUCUGUACGGAUACAAGUACGGGGACGAUGACAGCAUUUGCAGGUCGAAGAAGAACUCUGUGGUUCAGCAGGUUUGUCUGCUAACCAGCUCCUCACCGCAGAAGUUGAUGCAGCUCACACACAUUACCAGUCCUGAUCCCCACACGCUUGUUCAUGGAGAAGUUCUGCCUUAUCAUUUAGUAAACCCAGUGGGCUUGAGCCAGCUCCCCACACAGACGUACCACAUGAGCCAAACGGACAUGCAGAGUGUGCAGCAGCUGGGGACAGCUGAGCACCGCUUCUCUCUGGACAACAGGAAGCCCUCGUGCAGCAGCGACAUUUCAAACGGACCUCAGGGUCUGAGCAAGCCGCGCUAUGCAGGACCCCGAGAAACCCUGAUGGCCAGCCACAUAGAGAUCCCAGCAGCCCUGAGGAACCCACAGAGGAAGCAGAGCAAAGUGAGCAUCCACAAGGAGCUCAGUGACAUGAGUGACUCUCCAGGAAGUAGCCACUACCCGUCAGCCAGAAAGUGCAGCUUCUUGUCACGAGGAAUGUCAGAGGCCAAGCUGGCCAGUCCGUCAGACAGCGACGCCUCCCAGAGCGGAACAGACACUGAGGCCCUGCACCUACACCAAGGGGAGAGUCCAGCUGUGACACCACCUCCUCCAGCCAGUGGGAGGAGGAUGUCCAUGGUGAGGAAGUUGUCUGUUUGA